Molecule: messenger RNA, 2687 nt
Organism: Gopherus evgoodei (Goodes thornscrub tortoise)
Lineage: Eukaryota; Metazoa; Chordata; Testudines; Testudinidae
Gene: TXNL1
Product: thioredoxin like 1
Exons: 8
Coding region: 111-980 (289 amino acids)
Source: RefSeq, a predicted model, not a curated record
GCGCGGGCGCGGUGUAUGCUGGGCGCAGCCCUUUCCCGCGGUGACUUUGCAGUUAAGCGAAGGCGUCUGCGGCUCGCGGUCUCAGCUUGUGGCGGGGACCCCCGGCCAGGAUGGUCGGGGUGAAGGUAAUCGCGAACGACACCGAGUUCCAGCCUGAGCUCAGCGCCGCCGGCUCCCGGCUCGCCGUGGUCAAGUUCACCAUGCGGGGAUGUGGUCCUUGUUUGAGAAUAGCCCCAGCUUUCAGUGCUUUGAGUAAUAAAUAUCCCCAGGCAACUUUUUUGGAAGUGGAUGUACAUCAGUGCCAGGGAACAGCUGCAACCAAUAAUAUAUCAGCAACACCAACAUUUCUGUUUUUCCGAAACAAAGUGCGAAUCGACCAGUAUCAAGGAGCUGAUGCUGUAGGAUUAGAAGAAAAAAUUAAACAGCAUCUAGAGAAUGAUCCUGGAAGUAAUGAGGACACAGAUAUUCCAAAAGGAUAUAUGGAUUUAAUGCCAUUUAUUAAUAAAGCUGGCUGUGAAUGUCUUAAUGAAAGCGAUGAACAUGGAUUCGAUAACUGUUUACGUAAAGACUCUACCUACCUGGAAUCUGACUGUGACGAGCAGCUCCUUAUUACUGUAGCUUUUAAUCAACCUGUCAAGCUUUAUUCCAUGAAACUUCAAGGGCCAGAUAAUGGUCAGGGUCCCAAGUAUAUAAAAAUCUUUAUCAACCUUCCCCGAUCUAUGGACUUUGAAGAGGCAGAAAGAAGUGAACCAACUCAAGCCUUGGAACUAAUGCCGGAUGAUAUAAAAGAAGAUGGUAUUGUCCAGCUUCGCUAUGUAAAAUUUCAGAAUGUUAACAGCGUAACUUUAUUUGUCCAAUCCAAUCAUGGUGAUGAAGAGACGACAAGAAUUACAUAUUUUACAUUUAUUGGAACUCCAGUCCAAGCAACAAACAUGAAUGACUUCAAGCGAGUGGUAGGCAAGAAAGGAGAGAGCCACUAAGAUGCAAGGAACACUGGAUCGCCUUAUUAAAAUCAAAUGGGAUCUUCACUUUAUCUGCAGUUCCUGGAUAAUUGCUUGACUGUAGCCAGAGACUGUCAAUCUGUUUCAUUUAAUGCCGUUACCAAUAAAUCAUUGCUUUUGUUGAGAUGGAGUUUCACUAGAGUAUUUCUGUUGUAAUCUUGGUACAUGUAUUUGUAAAUAAAAUUCAUUACUUUUGCCAAGUUUUAAUUUUGUCAUUGUAAUAACUAAGGCUUUUUUUACAGUUUCAUUUAAAUUUCAAAACUAGACUGGCUUAUCUUUAAAAACAGAAGACUUAAUGUAGCCUGCAUUUGUUUAAUUAGUUUAAAAUGUCAAAUUUAAAUAAAUCAUCUUUGGUUUUCUGAAAGUACGUUUAAAAUAAAAUCCAGAGCUACUUUCUUAUAAGCCUGUGCUAAUUUAUGAUCAGCAUUGAUACAGUAUGGAUAUUUCUCAAAGGGAAUAAUUUUUUUAGUCUCCCUUUUCCCGUCCAAAAAUAGAGAGUGAGGAAGCAUAUUUCAAAUUACUGUUGCAUCAACGUAACUUGUUUGUUUGUUACAAGUUGCACAUCAGUUGAAACAAACAGUAGGAUAUGACAGUUCACUACAGAUUAGACACCAUGAAAAUUCGUGGUAAUCUUUCAAAAUACCAUCUCCAGUUGGAAAAUUGUGAACUUGGUAGCCAGAUACACACACUCACAGGAUAUGCAGUUCAGGAGAGGGCCAGGUACUACUGAUGCCUGUAGGUUUAUAAGAUCCCUUUGUUACUGCUGAACUUAAUUGGGCAUUAUAUUCUUUCUCUCAAUCUUGAUAUAGAAAUGCUCAUUGCAGAUACCAUUCUUACAUCUUAAUCUGAAUUCCGUAAAGGAUGGGUGUCUGUGCUCAACUGCUUAAAAUCUUUUUUGCUAAAAUUCCUUGGAAAUGUGCCCUAAGUAAUUUUAAUAAAUAAAUUCCUAUAAAGUUUUACUAAGUGGUUUUUAAUUGGCAUAAUUAGUUCCUUUGUAAAGUUAAAUUUGUUGCAUUUCUAAUUACAAUAAAUCCCAAUAAGAAUUAAAUCCUCUCCUACUUGGCAUUCUUUUCUUUAACACAGUAGGGAUUCUUCCGUACUGGCUUGGCAGAUUUACACAUUUAUACCAAGGUAACUUUCUCUGCAUAGAAAUUUCCUUUGAAAAAUUUUGAGAUUGUGCAGAAAACUAUACUUUCUAUGAGGCACUUCUUUAAAACUGUAUUGCUACAUACCCCUCUUUACUCAUUCCUUGGUAUUGCACAUAUUUAAUGGCAUUAAUGCCUUGAUUUCUUUUGUAAUUCCUAAAUAUUUUGCUUAAAUGGGAUAUGAGGUAUCUGAGACACUGUAUAUAGAAUUUAAAAUCACUUUUAAAUAUAAUCAAGGGCAAUAUGAAUAACUGUUUCUGUUUAUAAUUUUGUACACUAACUACCUUUUGGGUUAUUGUUAAAGUGCCUCAUCUUAUCUAUUACUUACCUCAUACUAUUGAUACCUGAGAGAAUUUGAUAACCUGGUGAUUCUCAUCUUUGUAAAAGGUCAGAUUUGUAUAGUUUGCCUCUUCUGUGACUUCAUUGGUUGCAUGGUGCAUACUUUCCAUAUCUAUACAAUGUAAAUAGAUCUAAAAUGUUUAGCAGUAACUGUAACAUGUUCAGUUGAUGGAAAGAGUUAUUAAAAUCAGGCAUAUCAAAU